UCCUCGUCCUCGAACACGAAUCGAAGCAAAGCCAACGGUUCAGGCAUGAGCAGCCCCCGCGCCGUGCACCACCUCCUCCUCUCCCUCCUAGCUAUCUCCCUCUCGUGCAGCAGCGCCGCUCUGCCGCCGGUGUACGACACGGACGGCCACGAGCUGAGCGCCGACGCGAGCUACUACGUCCUCCCGGCCGUUCGCGGGCGCGGCGGCGGGCUCACGAUGGCAACCCGCGUUCUCCCGUGCCCGCUCUUCGUCGCGCAGGAGACCAACGAACUCCGCAGGGGUUUUCCCGUGCGCUUCACACCGCUGCAGGGUGGCGGCGCCGCGUCGUCCGACCGGACCGUGCGCGUCUCCUUCGACGUCCGCAUCCACUUCGACGCCGUGACGACGUGCGUGCAAACCACCGAGUGGUACGUCGGCGACGAGCCGCUGUCGGGGCGCCGGCUCGUCGUCACCGGCCCGGUCCUGGCCCCGAGCCCGAGCGGCCGGGAGAAGGUGUUCCGCGUCGAGAAGCACGGCCGCGGCUACAAGCUGGUGUCGUGCAGGGAUUCGUGCCAGGACCUGGGCGUGUUCAGGGACGUCGGGGACGUGUGGUUCGGCGCGAGCGACCCGGCUCAUGUGGUCGUGUUCAAGAAGGCGCCGUCGGUUUAAGCGACGUUGCAUGCGUGAUGCUCUGUGCGUGUAGCGUGCGCGUGCAUGCCGAAUAACCUGGGGUGAUUAGCUACGGAACUGUUCUGUUCCUAGUGACGAACUUUGUACUUGCGCACGGCUAUUUCUACGUGACUGGCCGAGGCCCAAUACACAUCCGGAUGAAAUAAAC
This is a messenger RNA of Phragmites australis (common reed), 817 nucleotides long. Its product is annotated as alpha-amylase/subtilisin inhibitor-like. Lineage: Eukaryota; Viridiplantae; Streptophyta; Magnoliopsida; Poales; Poaceae. The coding region runs from base 46 to 648 and encodes 200 amino acids. The transcript has a single exon. Gene Ontology annotation, molecular function: endopeptidase inhibitor activity. The record is from RefSeq and is a predicted model, not a curated record.